AUGUCGACCAACGUUACCAUGGUCCCUGCCGACUACAUCAUCAACAAUGGCAUCGUCUAUGGCUCUUACGCGCCCUUCGACGACGCAUCGGCCGCCUUCACCCUCGCCUCCCCACCGUCCCCAGCACCUUCCUUGAAACGCCGCCGCAAAUUCGAGGCCGACUAUAGCUCGGAUGGCGACGCCGACGAUGAAGAAGGAAUCAGCUCGGACUCUGACUCCGAGUCUGACUGUAGCAAUCUCGAGGACAAAGAGAACGCUAUUCCGGCAGAGAAUAAGGAAAAUGUCCCGCCUCCACGGAAGAGGCCUUGCCUCGACCUCGAGGAUAGUCCGCGCCUGCGUGCGGCAGAGUUGAGUCCGGGCAGGUUGUCGAGGGCCUCCUGGACGAGUGAUAGCGCGUCGACCUACUCCCUGUUGACGCCGCCCGACUCUCCUCGUUUCGUCUUUCGCCCGCUCGAGAUAAUCAAAGUUUAUGGCGAUGGAGAUGACGAGGACGAUGCCGACGUCAAGAAAUCUUUGCUUUUCACAUCCGACGUCGAAUGCCCUCCUACCUCGUCGGACGAGUCGAGCGACUCCCGCAGCUCCGUCGUUAGCCAGGACAACGACGUGGACGUCCAUUACGCCGACUCAGAGGUAGAGCUAAAGGCUACGACUCAACAUCCCCUCAGCUUUUCCUCUACCGAGGAAGAGGAGGAGUCUGGGGAGGAGGAAGAGGAUGGGGAUGCAGAAGGGAAGUACCAGGAUUGGGGCAUGGAGGAAGGAUAUGAAGGUGAAGAUGAGUGCGACGAUAAGGAGUACAUCGAACUCGAGGACUAUAUGCCGCCGUCCGUGCCAAGUCCUACCCCCAAUAUGCGGACCUGA
Molecule: messenger RNA, 858 nt
Organism: Stereum hirsutum FP-91666 SS1
Lineage: Eukaryota; Fungi; Basidiomycota; Agaricomycetes; Russulales; Stereaceae
Exons: 4
Coding region: 1-858 (285 amino acids)
Source: RefSeq, a predicted model, not a curated record